AUCAACCAUUACAAGGACCAGAUCCUCCCACCCCAACUACCCGCCACCACAUUUUCCCCUCUCACGAUUACCCUAACCUAACCUAGCCCAGUUUCCCAAUUGCGGCUCGAGCUCGAGGAACCAUUUAGGGAAUCAAUCGCGGUCCUACUUUUCGCUUAUUUUCGAUUUUCACUGUAUCAUCAUCGAAACCCCAGAGUGGGAAUCGCACCUCACGAUUUGAGUACUUCUGGGAAUUGAGAAAUCGAGGUCACCUUUGUUGAAUUUGGUCUAAUCAUCCUCGAUCGGAGUCACUUGUAUUUGUUCUUUUUUAAUUACGCCCAUCUUUUGUUGCGCUUGGCAGGGCAAUCGGCUUCUCCUGUAAAUAAAUCGGUUUAAGAGCGUAGAGAGGGCUCGGUGCUGACUCCAGAUUAGUGUUAUAUGGUGCUGGUGCACUCCAAAAUAAAUGUCUCAGGAAGCAGAAAUCGAAAAUGACUACGAGAUGGGCGAGCUGGAAGAUGAUGCCUAUUUUACCGGUGAAGCAAAUGACGACACAGAAUCUGAGGAGGAGGAUGAAGAUGAAUAUGAUCAUUUGGACGAUAAGAUAACGGAUACUUCUGCUGCUGAGGCACGGCAAGGGAAAGAUAUCCAAGCAAUACCGUGGAAGCGGCUAAGGAUUUCGAGGGAGAAGUACAGACAAACUAGAAUAGAACAGUAUAAGAAUUAUGAGAAUGUACCCGAAUCUGGAAAGAAUUCGCAGAAGGAGUGCAAAGUAACAAGGAAAGGCGCUGUGCAUUAUGAGUUCUGGCAGAAUUCUAGAUCAGUGAAAUCAACCAUUCUUCAUUUUCAGUUGAGGAAUUUGGUUUGGUCAACCUCAAAGCAUGAUGUUUACCUCAUGUCACAUUACUCGAUCAUUCAUUGGUCUUCUUUGAGUUCUAAGAGGACUGAAGUUCUUAAUGUUUCUGGUCAUGUGGCUCCACGUGAGAAACACCCUGGAAGCUUAUGUGAAGGAUUCACUCAAACCCAAGUAAGCACACUAGCUGUCCGUGACAAUUUGUUGAUUGCCGGGGGAUUCCAGGGAGAGCUCAUUUGCAAGCAUCUUGAUCAAGUUGGUGUUAGGUUUUGCACAAGGGUAACUUAUCAUGAUAAUGCCAUCACAAAUGCGAUCGAGAUAUAUGAUGGUCCAAGCGGCGCUACACAUUUCACAGCUGCAAAUAAUGAUUGUGGAGUACGAGAUUUUGACUUGGAGAGAUUUCAGCUUCUCAAGCAUUUUACUUUUCCCUGGCCUGUAAAUCAUUCUUCACUCAGUCCAGAUGGCAAGGUGGCUGUUAUUGUUGGGGAUAAUCCUGAUGGGAUGCUUGUGGAUUCUCAAACGGGGAAGAUGAUUGCAUCUCUUCGCGGACACUUGGAUUAUUCUUUUGCUUCUGCAUGGCAUCCAAAUGGUCACAUAUUUACCACUGGUAACCAGGACAAGACAUGCCGGAUAUGGGAUUCCCGGAACCUAUCAAAGUCAGUCGAUGUACUCAAAGGAAGUAUGGGUGCCAUUCGAUCUAUUCGUUUCACAUCAGAUGGGCAGUUUAUGGCAAUGUCUGAGCCAGCAGAUUUUGUUCACGUGUAUGAUGUGAGAAACAAUUUCGACAAAGAGCAAGAGAUUGACUUUUUUGGUGAGAUAUCCGGCAUCUCCUUCAGCCCUGAUACCGAAUCCCUCUUUAUUGGGGUGUGGGAUCGCACUUAUGGUAGCCUCCUUCAGUACAACCGAUGCAGACACAACUCAUAUCUGGACUCUCUUAUCUGAAUCUCUCCAUUCACUCUGAGUCCCUAUAUCUGAUGUCGGAGAAGACCACAAGAGCCAAUCUGUUGGCUGAUGAAACCACCGAAGCCUGCAUCAUCUGGCCUGUCCUUUAUCCUCCUCAAAUAAUGCUGACAACCACCUGAGAACCAAAUGUUUAUUACUCGGAUCGCAUUCUGUGUAGGUUGUUCAAACUGAAAUUUCAAUCCUAUCUCCAGGCUGGUAUGUUCUUUUUUCCCAGAAAAUGUCACUUGAUGUUCCUAAUACUGCUUAAACUUGAUGAUAGUAUUGGAGCUGUUGAAUUUUCUGCAUCAAAAUAAGUCUUUGCUUCUUCUUUU
Andrographis paniculata is the source of this 2103-nucleotide messenger RNA. RefSeq lists its product as uncharacterized. The record is from RefSeq and is a predicted model, not a curated record. Gene Ontology annotation, molecular function: protein binding. Bases 443 to 1771 code for a protein of 442 amino acids. The transcript is spliced from 10 exons. NCBI's taxonomy places the organism in Eukaryota, Viridiplantae, Streptophyta, Magnoliopsida, Lamiales, Acanthaceae.